This is a messenger RNA of Myxozyma melibiosi, 3472 nucleotides long. Its product is annotated as ubiquitin activating enzyme. NCBI's taxonomy places the organism in Eukaryota, Fungi, Ascomycota, Lipomycetes, Lipomycetales, Lipomycetaceae. Bases 291 to 3332 code for a protein of 1013 amino acids. Gene Ontology annotation, cellular component: nucleus; cytoplasm. Gene Ontology annotation, biological process: ubiquitin-dependent protein catabolic process; protein ubiquitination; DNA damage response. The transcript has 4 exons. Gene Ontology annotation, molecular function: ubiquitin activating enzyme activity. The record is from RefSeq and is a predicted model, not a curated record.
UGUCUAUAUCAGAUGGCUGUUGGCUGGCAUGUGCCAAACCCCACGUGACUUCGGAUCAGGGUCAGGGCGCAGGCUUCCUUGGGCUUCUCUGAUUGUCAGCCAGGAUUGAUUUCUCAUCAACAUCGUCAUUCGUUCUAUUUGCUGCCUGGUUGCAUUACGUUCGAUCGACGCUGUGGUUACUAUCGCUUCCAACAUCAAUCACACUAGAAUAUCAGAAUCAAUGGCGGUAAGAUCAGUGUCGUUUAAAUAGAGAAGAGCACAUGCUGACAUUCUUCUAGGACUCUAGCAAGAUGCAGGUCGACGAGGAAAACACCGAGAUCGACGAGAGUCUUUACUCGCGUCAGCUAUACGUCCUGGGCGCAGAGGCAAUGAAGAGAAUGAACAACUCGAACGUUCUGCUCGUCGGACUCAAGGGCCUUGGAGUCGAGAUCGCUAAAAACGUCGCUCUGGCGGGUGUCAAGAGUCUGACUCUUUAUGAUCCCGCACCGACCAAGCUCGAGGAUCUCUCGUCGCAGUUCUUUCUCGCCGAAUCCGACAUCGGCACGCCGCGUGCCGCCGCGACCGCUCCUCGUCUGGCCGAGUUGAACCGGUACGUCAAGAUCGGCGUGCACGACGGCCCGCUCGACGAGGCCGCGAUCACACAGUACCAGUGCGUUGUACUGACAGAGACCUCGAUCGAGACGCAGGUGCAGAUCAACGAGAUCACGCACAAGCACAACAUCGCCUUCAUUGUCGCCGACGUCCGCGGCCUGUUCGCCAUGGCGUUCAACGACUUUGGCACCGACUUCACCAUCAUCGACGCCAACGGCAACGAGCCCGCGACCGGCAUUGUCUCGGACGUCGACGAGUCCGGGAACGUGACUGUGCUCGAGGACACCCGGCACGGGCUUGAGGACGGCGACUAUGUGACGUUCAGAGAGAUUGACGGCAUGCCCGGUCUGAACGACGCCGAGCCGCGCAAGGUGACGGUCAUUGAUCCAUAUGCGUUUAACAUCGGAUCUGUUGCGGGACUGGGCACGUACGUCCGAGGCGGUCUGUACCAGCAGGUGAAGGUUCCGUUCCAGAUCAGUAUGGAGUCGCUGAUGACGCAGCUGCAGAAGCCCGAGUACUUGUACUCUGACUUUGCAAAGCUCGAGCGGCCGCCGCAGUUGCACAUUGGGUUCCAGGCGUUGCAAGGGUUUGCAAACAAGCACGAGGGCCAGCUUCCGAAGCCGAUGGACGAAGCCGACGCGAACGAGGUUGUGCAUAUCGCGCGCACGCUUGCGGCGCAGAUGCCGGGCGUGCUGGACGGGGCCGAGUUGGACGAGAAGCUGAUCAAGGAGCUUGCGUACGAGGCGCGCGGAGAUUUGCCGCCGAUGGUGGCGACGAUGGGCGGAAUUGUUGCGCAGGAGGUGCUGAAGGCUACGUCGGGCAAGUUUUCGCCUAUCCGCCAGUACUUUUACUUUGACUCGCUCGAGUCGUUGCCGGAGAACUAUGCGCGGACUGCGGAGAACACGGCGCCGGUUGGGUCGCGGUAUGAUAACCAGAUCGCGGUGCUGGGCAAGGAGUUCCACGACAAGAUCCGGAACAUGAAGGAGUUUUUGGUGGGCUCGGGAGCGAUCGGAUGCGAGAUGCUCAAGAACUGGGCGUUGAUGGGACUCGGGUCCGGGCCGGAGGGCAAGAUCACGGUGACGGACAACGACACUAUCGAAAAGUCGAACUUGAACCGACAGUUUUUGUUCCGGCCGGCGGACGUGGGUAAGCAAAAGAGUGAUGUUGCGGCGAAGGCGGUGGAGGCGAUGAACCCGGAUAUGGCGGGGCAUAUUGAUGCGAAGCAGGACAAGGUCGGGCAGGACACGGAGAAUGUGUUUGAUGACGAUUUCUGGAUGAGCUUGGACGCGGUGACGAACGCGCUUGAUAAUGUGGAGGCACGACAGUACGUCGAUAGACGGUGCGUGUUUUUCAAAAAGUCGUUGCUGGAGAGCGGAACGCUGGGGACGAAGGGAAACACGCAGGUUGUGUACCCGAUGUUGACGGAGAGUUACUCGUCGUCGCAGGAUCCGCCCGAGACGGGGAUUCCGCUGUGCACGCUGCGCAGUUUCCCUAACCGGAUAGAGCACACGAUCGCGUGGGCGAAGAGUUUGUUCCAGGACUACUUUGUGCUUCCGGCGGAGAACGUCAACCAGUAUCUGUCGCAGCCGGAUUACGUUGAGUCGACGCUGAAGAUGAGCGGAGACAAAAAGGGGAUCUUGGAGAGUCUGCAGGCGUAUCUGGUGACGGAGAAGCCGCUUACGUUUGACGAGUGCAUUGCGUGGGCGCGGCUCGAGUUUGAGAAGAAGUACCACAACGAGAUCGAGCAGUUGCUGUACAAUUUCCCCAAGGACGAGGUGACGUCUUCGGGGACGUUGUUUUGGUCUGGCCCCAAGCGGCCGCCUACGCCGUUGUCGUUUGACGUUGAGAAUCCGACGCAUUUGGAGUUUAUAAUUGCGGGCGCGAAUCUGCAUGCGUUCAACUACGGGCUUAAGGGCAGUUCUGAUCCGGAGGUGUUUAAGAAGGUGCUUGAGAAUGUGAUUGUGCCAGAGUUUUCGCCAAAGUCGAAUGUGAAGAUCCAGGUUGAGGAGAACGAGCCGGUGGAAGGGUCGAGCGGGAACUUUGAGGACGACGAGCUGAAGCACUUGGCGGAGAGUCUGCCGACGCCGUCGUCGCUGGCGGGGUACCGGUUGGUGCCGGUUGAGUUUGAGAAGGACGAUGAUACAAACUACCAUAUCGACUUUAUCACUGCGGCGUCGAACUUGCGCGCGAUGAACUACGCGAUCGAGCCGGCGGAUCGGUUGAAGACGAAGCUGAUUGCGGGGCGGAUUAUCCCUGCGAUCGCGACGACUACGGGGUUGGUGACCGGCCUUGUGAACCUGGAGCUGUACAAGGUAGCCGACGGCAAGAACAAGAUCGAGGCGUACAAGAACGGGUUCGUCAACCUCGCGCUGCCGUUCUUUGGGUUCUCGGAGCCGAUCACGCCGCCAAAGAUCAAGUACAACGACAAGGUCGUCGACGGGAUCUGGGACCGGUUCGAGAUCGACCGGGACAUGACGCUGCAGGAGCUGCUGGACUACUUUGAGAAGGAGGAAGGGCUGACGAUCACGAUGGUCUCGCACGGCGUGAGCAUGCUGUACGCGUCGUUUGCGCCGCCAAAGAAGCGCGCGCAGAAGCUGCCGCUGAAGUUGACGAAGCUGAUUGAGGACGUGACGUCGAAGCCGGUGCCGGAGGGCACGAAGACGUUGCUGUUUGUGUUGUGUGCGGAGGAUUUGGAGGGCGAGGACGUUGAUGUGCCGUAUUUGCUGCUGAGACUGAAGUAGGCGUAGUAGUAUAGCAGUAGCAAGAGUAUAGCAGUAGUAUUGUUCUUUAACUGAGAUAUGUUGAUAAUCGAUUACGUAACUGCAUAAAUGUCACAACUCGCGGCACAAAAGGAGACGAAAACGUUGGUGAUCGGUUUUGC